AACUUUUACACUCCCAACAAAACACGAAAGAAGAGGGAUUUAAAGAUAAAAACUUAGUUUUUAUGGAUCCAUUAUCGAAACCGAAUUUACCAUCGUCUAAUCAAAUGUCUCAACGUCUUCGAUCGCCCAAAGAUUUCGUCACGCGUGUUUUAAGUCCAAGAAUAGCCGUGUUGUCUUCUCCAGAUGCGGAUCAAGUGUGUCAGGCGAGCAAUUUCUCGGAUUUCCUCACAUUGAUAAAGCCUUUUGGUGAGCGCAUUGAAGGAAAAGUAUUCACUAAAGAUUCUCAAGGUGCUCCGAACCCUAUAGAAAAUUUCACAGUUCGAUUUGCUAAUUUAACAAGGCUGGAGCAACCUGACAUUCAACUUACUUCUCAAAUACUGGCGAAUAGAGUUAAAUUUAUCAAUAAUUCUCUCGCAAAGGAUGGAUUAACUUCAAUAAAAACAAAUUUUGACGUAACUGAGAGGUAUUUAGAAGUAAAUCAAGACGAAUUAACUCCAUGGUAUGCAGAAUAUAGGAGAUGGUUCUUCGGAUUUACUGGUGUUUCUGAACAUGAAACUUUUGAACAUCCUGUAGCUUGUAUUCUCGCCACAAGUUCGUCAAAUGCGAAUCCUAUAGACACUCUUCGUCAGAUGUAUAAUAUCACCGCCCCUGCCCCUAUAUUUGAAAAAGGGUUUAUGGACCCAAAUAUUUUGAAAUGUUACGUUCUUUUGCAUGACAAUCAUAAAGUUAGCAUGGAACACUCUGAGGCGAUCUACGACGAGAUUAAACGUACAUUUAAACAGGACUGCUACUUUUUAAAACUAAAUUCUAUUCCCCCUGCAUCACUUUCAGAAGAUCAUGAUCCUUUUUCUAUCCCUGCCUCUCCAUCAACGAUUCGCAGUGCUGAAAAAGAUAUCUGGUCAUCCUAUGUUUUGGAGUCUAAUGUUCUUGAUGCAUUGUUUGCAGCUACACCUCCGACUCUGUCCACUUCAUCAGAGUCUCAUUCACGCCAAAGUUCUUUAACAUCACUUUCCAGUUAUUCUCAUCCGCUUUCUCCUACCAUUUCAGCUCUAAAUUCACCAACAUCAUCAUUCACUGAAGACUCGACAUUUAAAAGAGAAAAUUCCGAUUCGCAAAGUGCACUUGAUCUGGGUCUAAUUGGCAAUUUGUCACCUCCUGAUGUCUUGUAUGGGCAAUAUCUCAAUGAAGAUGAUAUUUCUGGUAUUCAUACUUUUAUACGAGAUUUGAUAGAUAAAAGUAUUAUUCCAUACAUGGAAAAAAAUAUUUGGCAAUGGAAUGAACAGGUCGCAUCAUCAAGACGUGGGAUUACUGGUCGUCUUUUUAGUGCGGGUAGGCGUUAUUUUAAUACUGGUACAAAGACUACGGGAUCUGCUCAACAGUCCUCUCAAUAUUCUUAUACUGGAAAUUCUUCAAAUGCGGCGAGUACUAUAUAUCUGUACAAUACUCCAGAAGCACAAAUGCGUAAACUAGCUGAUUAUGCCUUUAUGUUAAGAGACUACCGUCUCGCACAUUCAGUUUAUGAUACCGUCAAAAAAGAUUUUUUAGCUGAUAAAGCAUGGAAAUAUUACGCUGGUGCACAAGAAAUGAUCGGAAUUUGUUUAUUGAUUGCUGGAAAUAAACCAGAUAUCGAUCAUUAUUUUGAACAGGCGGUUAAUGCUUAUCUUAAUCGUUCUAAGGUUCCGUUUUACGGAACUAGGACGACAUUAUUAUAUUAUGAGUUGUUAAAGUACAAAAAGUUGUACAAAGAUGCACCAAAUGCAUUGGUGCGGAUGACUGGGGAGGACUCCGACUUGAGAAGCGCAUUAUUCUUAGAGCAGGCCGCUCAUGCUUUUUUGAGAUGUUCUAAGCCUAUGGUCAGGAAAUAUGCUUUUCAUUUGAUGUUAGCCGGUCAUAGAUAUGGAAAAUGCAAACAUUCACAUAGAUGUUACCUUGAUGCCAUGCACGUUUUUGAGAAUCACUCAUGGACUUUGAUUGAGGAUCACAUUUAUUUUGCUCUUGGUCGACAAUCUGUCCAUUUAGGUGAUCUUUCAGCUGCUCUCGAGUUCUUUAUAAAAUUGUUAAGGGCGAGUCGUCAGCCGCCAACACAACAAAACGCUUAUUUGAGAGACUUUAUGCAUGUUUAUAAGCAAUAUGCAAGUAAAACUGGAAAAUAUCCUUAUUUUGAUCAAGAACUUCCAAUUCCAGUAAUCGAUGAUUCAUCUAUUAGAGUUAUUCUUUCUAAUUCGCAGUCUAGUGAAUAUGAUGACGUUUGGGACGUAAUGGAACGAGAAUUUUUGGAAGAAGGAUUUACAGGAUUAGAUAUUCAUGGAAAACCACGGAAAAGGCCAUACGCUUUAAAUGGCGAUAUUCACCGAAUCGUAUGUGCAGUUGGAGUCGCAUUUAAUAUAAAUGAUUUGAUUCUUGAAUGUGAAUAUAUUCCGCUUCCGGAUUCUAGUGAGAACUCUACAGAGCCAGAAAAGGAUCUAGAUAAUGAAAAUACUAUACCAUGCAAUGAAAUUAUUGACAAUAAAGAAUCUCAAUUGAUGAAAUUCGAAGAUUUUGACUUGGAAACACUUCGUGAAGUGUCACUUGAAGGGCUAGAAAAAAAAAUGAUUUCUCUAUGCGUAUUGCCGAAAAAACAAGGUUCAAUCAAAAUUUUGGGUCUUAGGUAUACUCUUAACUCAAUUGUUCACGGAGUAAAGAAAUUUACUAAACGUGGCAAGCGUCUCAAUGAUACUACGGAGCAACGAACGAGUAUUGUCUAUGCUCCUGAUCGAUCAUUAGAUCUUUUGGUUACAUCACCAAUGCCAUUACUUGAGGCAACAUUCCAUUCUUUCCCCGAUGUUCUGCUUUCUGGAGAAGUAAAACAAAUUCUUUUAGAAAUCAACAAUAAAGGACAGAAAGGACUUACGGAUUUACGUGUGAAAAUGAGCCAUCCGAGUUUUUUUUGCAUUGGUGAUGCAGAGAUGAUAGAUCAAAAAGUGUAUUACACUUCCACUAGAGAAUCGAAAUUGAACACUGAAAUUUGGACAACAAAAAAUUCUAUAUUUAAGUCUAGCAUAAAGACUAUACCGUUACCGUCGCAAGAGGUUAACAAUGUUGGUUCUCUGGCUCCUGGUAAAACAACCUUAAUUCCAAUUUGGAUUAGAGGAGAUCGUAUAGGAAAACAUGCGUUUAGGUUUUUGUUUACUUAUGAAUCAGAGAAUAACAAUUCAGCUAUGAGAUAUAGGUGUCUCCGUUAUCUUAAAACAAUACAAGUGUAUCCUUCUCUCAAGAUAAAUGCGUUCACUAGACCAAGUAUUCGAGAAUUAAAUGAAUUCAUUUUGGGGAUUGAGAUCGAAAACUUACAAACUACUAGUGAAUAUCAAUUUCAGCUAGCCCAACUUUCUUCGAUCAGUCCAUCUUGGACAAUAUCUCUUGCGAAUGAAGGCGUUGAGGACAUUAGCCAGAAAUUUUUAAUAGCUCCACGGCAGACUGUGUUUACUUAUUAUCGGAUUAGAAAAAACGAAAAAUACUCUAAACCAGUGUCUCUUAACAAUGUUGAUUCACCUAAUACAAUGGUUACGCCGGAGGUGUUCGCGUCCAAAGCUUUGGAACUAUUGUUAAGUGGACAAAAGGAUUUAAAGUCAGAGCCGUCUCCUAUUGAUCUUAUUGUAACGAAUGUUCCCUUUACAGAUAGUAUUAUAACGAAUUCUACAAACCCACUUGAGGG
Molecule: messenger RNA, 3691 nt
Organism: Dentiscutata heterogama
Lineage: Eukaryota; Fungi; Glomeromycota; Glomeromycetes; Diversisporales; Gigasporaceae
Source: the annotation of a GenBank genome assembly